AUGACCUCCACGGCGACGGUCGCGAACGCGAACGCGGUCCGCGGCUCGCUGCGCGACGACGACGACGGCGGCGACGACGACUACCGCCCUCCUCCCGGCGGCGGCGGCGGCGCGAAAAAACGCAGCGGGACCGCCGCGACCGCCGCCGUCGCCCCGACGCGCUCGAGGUCUUCCCUCGCGGAAGCGUUCAUCGCGCUCAACGCGAAGGCGAGGGCGAAGGCGCGAGAGGAAGCGAUCAUCGCGCUCGAGGCGGAGGCGAGGACGGUCGCGAAGGAGCGCAACGAGGACGGCAAACGCACCCGCGCCGCCGCGGUGGAAGAAGACUCCAAAUCCGACGCGACCAUCAUGGCGGCGAUGAAGAAAGUCCGCGGGUUCAACAAGCACGCCGCGGCGUCGACGCCGCGCCCGCGGGACACGCCGCGGCCGCGGUGCCCCGCGGAGGCGAAAGCCCAUAAGGCGGCGCAGAUCGCCGCGAAGGCGGCGGCCGCGCGCCCGGACGACCGAGACCCGGAAAACCACAGCCGAAACCGAGACGUCGACCGAGACCACAACCUCUGGGGCCUCGCGCCCGACGGCGUCGCGAUCGACGCGCCGCCGCGCGACGCGCACGCCUUGCAGCACGCGUACGCGCCGGAGGAGGAUUUCAGCGACUGCGCGCUCCCGAAGCUCGAGCUCGGCGGCGACGACGACGCGGCGCUCGCCGCCGCCGCGGACGCGGACGCCGACGCGGAGAAGGAGGAAGAAGAUCCGUGGCCGCCGUCGUCGCCGUCCGGCGGUAGCACGCGCGGCGGCACCGCCACCGCCGCCGUCAGCGCGUUCCGCCCGCGCCUGUCGAUCACGCGCGACAUUCCCAUCGCGCCGACGCGCCACCACGGGCACGGGACGAUGGCGAAGGCGACGCACGACGUCAUCGAGAUCGUCUCCGAGUCGAGCGUCGUGUCGGUGACGCGUUGCGUCAACCUCGCGCGCGAGGGCGUCGUCGGCGCGGGCGUCGAGGUGAGCUCGUACGCGUCGCCGAGCUCGCUGCACGCGGACGUCGCGGCGCGGCUCCACGCGGAGCUCAAGGCGUCGGACGCGAACGCCGCCAACGCCAACGCGAACGCCGCCGACGCGAACGCCGCCGACGUCGGCGCCGCGAGCGCGCUCGGGCGACUCGUCGCGCGCGCGGUGCGAUGCCGGUGCCCGGACGUGUACCGCGUCGUCGUGUCCGUCCGCGCGGCGCCGAAGACGACGCGCGGCGACGACACCGACACCGACACCGACGACGGCGACGACGACGACGCGGGCUCGGACGCGGGCGCGGGCGCUGCUGGCGUGAACGUGAAGGUUCGCCUCCCCGUCGCCGCGCCGUCCGCGUCGCGGGCGCGCGCGGCACGGCACGUCGAGGAACGGUACGCCGUCGCCGUCGCGGCGGAAAAUUGGAAAGUCGCCGUGGACGGCGUCGCGCACGCGGUGGAGUUUUUGAAAGCGUGCGAGACCGGCGAAGGGCUCGCCGCGCUGGAGUACGAGUCCGAGUGCGAAAAUCAAAGCCGCGGCGUAUGCGGCGGCGCGAGCGCGAGCGCGCGGAGCGCGAGCGCGAGCGAGGAGGAGGAUGAUUUUUUCGACCGAGCCGCCGCCGCGUCGUGGGCGGCGACUGCGAUCACCGCGCAGGAGCUCGAGACGUUCCUUGACCACGGCGCGCUUUCGGGUUGA
This is a messenger RNA of Micromonas pusilla CCMP1545, 1692 nucleotides long. RefSeq lists its product as uncharacterized. The coding region runs from base 1 to 1692 and encodes 563 amino acids. The transcript has a single exon. Lineage: Eukaryota; Viridiplantae; Chlorophyta; Mamiellophyceae; Mamiellales; Mamiellaceae. The record is from RefSeq and is a predicted model, not a curated record.